Colletotrichum fioriniae is the source of this 1095-nucleotide messenger RNA. NCBI's taxonomy places the organism in Eukaryota, Fungi, Ascomycota, Sordariomycetes, Glomerellales, Glomerellaceae. The record is from RefSeq and is a predicted model, not a curated record.
AUGGCUGCCGCUGCCCCUCCUGCCGCUGCCCCUCCCGCUGCCGAGACCUCGCGUCAAUAUGUUCCUCUGACCUGCCAUGGUCACUCUCGACCUGUUCCUCACGUCUGCUUCUCUGGCCUUGAAAAAGGAGAGCAAUACUACAUGAUCUCGGCUUGCAAGGAUGGUAAUCCAAUGUUACGCGAUGGCGUUACUGGCGAUUGGAUCGGAACCUUCAUUGGCCACAAGGGUGCUGUCUGGCAGGCCAGAUUGAGUCCUGAUGCCUCCAACGCCGCAACCGCCUCUGCCGACUUCACUGCCAGCAAGGUCUGGGACACUCACAGUGGAGAGGUCCUCUACACCCUUCAGCACAACCACAUUGUCCGCGCCGUCGCUUACCCGCCUGACAACUCUGAGCUUAUCGCCACAGGAGGCAUGGAGAAGAAGCUUCGAGUCUUCGACCUCAGCGAUUUCGCCCCCGAUCCCAACUCUCCCGCCGGUACGCCCAUCACCGUGCCUGCCUCGGCUGGCUUUGAAAUUGGCGAAGGCACCCAUACUGGCUCCAUCAAGUUCAUUGCUUGGACCAAGGAUCCUAACACGAUCGUCACUGCAUCCGACAACACCCUCAGGUGGUUCGACCUGCCCACCCGUAACGUCAUUCGUCAGGAGGUCCUCGACGGCGAAAUCAAGUCCUGCGAGCUUGUCUCCCUGGCGCCCGAGCACACCUCUCCCGGCGAUAUUGGAGGCGGCCUUCCUGUCUUGGCUGUGGCCGCCGGCAAGUGGGUCUACUUUUGGGGAGGCCCGCAAGCGAUGGACGAACUCAAGCGCUUGGAACUGAAGCAUGGCGUUGCAAGCGUCGGUUUGGACCUCAAGGGUCGUAAGAUUAUCAUGGGCGAAGAGCCGGGGACCUGGGCACGCGUCUGCCGCUGGGACGACGCUGGCGAGAUUGAAACUCUCAAGGGGCACCAUGGCCCCAUCUGGUCCAUCGCCUUCUCCCCUGAUGGCAAACUGUACGGAACUGGCUCCGAGGACGGUACGAUUAAGAUGUGGAAGAAUUGCGACGGAUUCUACGGCCUCUGGCGUGGCGGUGCCCCGACUGCUGAACGUAAUGUGGACUAG